Caenorhabditis briggsae is the source of this 1659-nucleotide messenger RNA. The transcript has 7 exons. NCBI's taxonomy places the organism in Eukaryota, Metazoa, Nematoda, Chromadorea, Rhabditida, Rhabditidae. Gene Ontology annotation, cellular component: Cul2-RING ubiquitin ligase complex. The coding region runs from base 1 to 1659 and encodes 552 amino acids. The record is from RefSeq and is a predicted model, not a curated record.
AUGGAGGUCCCCACCUUGUUCAAAAUAGCAUUGAAAAAGUGUAUUGUUUAUCAUUGCAAUGCAAGAAUCAAGGUCAACGAAAAUGUUCCUUCAAAACUCAAACAAAUCUUGUUUAAUGGAAUGAUGAAUUCCUUGAAUCCCGUUCACCCGUCCAAUUACACGGUUUUCUCAGUGGAAGAAGUUGAUCUAACUCAUAAGUUGAUUACUGAAGCUGACGUUUCUGAAGUUGCAAAAUGCGACUUGAAAAAACUCAAAAUAAAUUGCAGUUUGCAAAAGUAUCGAUUUGCUAAUCUUGGUGGAUACUACAUUGUUGUUGCAACUUCUUUGUACCAUGGCAAAUGGCUGCACGAGAUUCUGAGAUAUCUGCCGAAUCUCCGGACUCUUGUCUUUGAGCAAGCAAAUAGAACAACGUUUCCAACGCUCUCGAGGACCUUUCAUCAAAUGAAGUCUCUCAAUGUGUCCUGUGAUACUUUGUAUGACAUGAAAGGAAUUUCCUACUUUAUUAAUCUCGAGACGCUCAUCAUGAGGAAUCUAACAGUUUAUCGUCAGGACGAUUUUCAUGAGCUUUUCAAGCUACAAAAUCUCAGGAACCUUGAUUUAUCCAGAUACAAGAAACGCCGUGAUGGAGAAUGUAAAACCAUUGAAUUUAUGGUUAAAGCCGAUGAAAUUCUGCCUAAGCUUGAAUACAUUAAUUGCUCGUACCUGCACAUCAUUGCUGUUCAGUUGGGCGAAUUGUUAAUGCGAAACAACACGAUUCAGAAAAUCUGUUUGUUUGGAACAGACUGCGAAAACAUCGGAGAUAUUGAAGGUGUGACGGUGCUGACUUCAGUGGAUCUGAGAGCAAGUCUGAAACUGCUCCACCAUUUUCACGAACAGGAACAAUUUUCGAUGAUGGACCGCGUGUUUGAAAAAAUCAAGCAAUUCUUUCUGGACGGGAUGGACUACAAUGAGAAUCAAGAGUUGUUGACCACUUGUUUCAAAACGUUUGUCAAUCAUAUAGACAACACGACACCGACUGAAGCUUUGGCGAGGACUGACGUGUGCUCUGCGAUAAAAUGCUUGGUGACAUAUUGCACUCUCUACAAUGAGAACGUCACUCAAACGCAAAGAAGCCAAAUCGCCCAAAUUUUGUUGGAGAGUCCAACAGAAGGAUUCAAAUGCUACUGGGAGCUGUUCACUGGCGCCAAGUUGCACACAGUACCCGGAUUGAAUGUUAUUGGUUAUUACCAGAAAGUGGUUGCGCACAUCUCUGCCGGUUUAGGGGACGGUUCAUGGGACGAAAGAAAAGUUGAAUGUGUCGAGGACUUGCUUAACGGAUUGCAAACGAUAAAUGCGUUAUAUCCCAAAUUGGAUGAACAAUCGAGGAGGCAAAUCACAGAGAUUCCAAGUCUUCUCCCUGUAUUCGAUCUAAUCUUCGUCGAAUGUAGCGAGUUAGUUGAAAUAUGGAACGGUCGUCGACCACUCAACAAUGUGUAUCACCUUUUCGAUCUGGUGUGCACCGCUCUUCGAAACAUCAUAUCCGGAUGGGAUCUACGUCCCGAAGAGUACGAACAGCUACAUCUUUCAUUGCUGGAAGUUUUUGCACAAAAUCCUAACCAUCCCAUCAUGGUAAAUUCGUUAACAGGACUCAUUGAAAUCGUUCGAAACCGAAUGCACUAA